GUUUAAAAAGCCGACCAAUCAGAGGCGUAGGACUCAGUUCUGUCUGGACGGCACAAGGGAAUCUAUAGUUAGUUGAGUUCUAACCUGGCUCGAACAGCAGUUCUAAAGGAGCAUCACUAGAGAAUGGGUUGUGUAAAAGCAAAAUUUUCUAAUUUAUGCUUAUGAGCCCAAGAAAUCACUCGGAUCAUAAGCAGCUCUGGUUUAUCUUUGAAUGAUUGCGAAGGCCACAACAUGCAGUCCCUCUUCCUCACAGCACUCCUUAGCUCAAUCGUCAUAGUUCUGGCACUACCAGAAUGGUACGAACAUAGAGGAGAAGUGCCUCUGCAAUCAAGGAGUGCAGUGAAUGUGUGCGGAGAUGACGUCAAGUGCCACUUUGGAGGUUACGUCAUCCGAAGAGGACAAGAGUCAAGAUGUUUUUGCUACAAGGGUCCAGGCGAGGUCUGCGGAGGACACGACAACAUUUUCGGUGCAUGUGAAACAGGAUUAGAAUGCAAUUCUUGCGGGAAAUGCAUAGGUUGCGCACACAACAUAUCUUAUGGCUUCAAGUGCUACGAUGACAACUGCAUGUAGGCUAAACGCAAUUUCGCAAAUAAUCACCACACUUGGCAUGUUCGAUUCUGGAUCGAACCACCGACUUAAACCACAUUCCCAAUUUACCCAGACAAGCAUCUCCAGGAGGAAAUUUCUUUAGCAAAAAAUUGACGUCAAAUCUAGGCUAAAUGCAAUAACACCACAACUGGCAUGUUCGAUUCUGGAUCGAACCAGUGAACCACCGACUCAAACCACAUUCCGUAUUUGCCUGAACUGCUCCAGAAGAAAAUUGCUUUAGCAGAAAAUUGACGCCUAUUCUAGUCAAUAAUGUGAUUCUUAACGAGAAUUUCCAUUACAAUUAUUUUUGUUCGGUAAUACAAUUAGUGCAUAGAAAAUCUAAUUUUCUUUCUACAGCGAGAGCUGAAACUCAUUUAAAUUACCUUUUUUUCUAUGUUCGUUAAAACAAUUACAAAUACUGUAUAUAUUUUUAUGUCAAGUUUUAGAUUCCUCUCGCAAUGUUUUAGAUUUAGUUCAAUAGUAAUAGAAAUGUAUUAUUUGUAAAAUGCAAGUUGACUAAAUUUCUUACUCGUAUUAAUCUUGAAACCUAUCUUAAUAAUAAUUAUUGUUGUGUGUUAGUUUUUCCAUGACUGUGUUGAAUAAAUCUUGCUAUAAUCCUAAUUUUAUCUGUGAUAUGUUUGAAUUUAUCUGUUUCUAAUGGUGUAAAAAUAUGAUUUAAUUUGUUGACUGAAUAACAUUAUUGGAAAGAAUUGAUGUUUUGCAUAACUUUUCUUGUAGGAUGUGUUCUGAAUUGAUCCAAAAUAAUAUAUAAACUUCAACUGAG
This is a messenger RNA of Nilaparvata lugens (brown planthopper), 1372 nucleotides long. RefSeq names its product neuroparsin-A. The transcript is spliced from 4 exons. Lineage: Eukaryota; Metazoa; Arthropoda; Insecta; Hemiptera; Delphacidae. Bases 232 to 570 code for a protein of 112 amino acids. The record is from RefSeq and is a predicted model, not a curated record.